AUAAAUAGAUAAGUAUUUAAAAUUAAAAUUAAGGGGUAAGAGUUAUUUAACAUUUCUAUGUACAGCAACUGAGUGGGUAAUUUUUAGUGCCGUGUCUAACUUCAGGAAAGUUAUAUAAAUAUGUGACAUUACUUAAAGCUAUCAUGUAGCUUAAUGAAUGUUAUUGAUAUACCCUCUAUAAUCAAUGUUAUCAAUAAUAUUAAAAAUGAGCAGACACAUAUUCUUCAAAAUUCAGGGUUGACUUGCAAACUCUGCUGUCUUUGAAGAGGAUAGUAGAACCGUAGUUAACAUAAAGCUAUGUUAAAAUUACAAUUAGGCAAAAUCUUCAAGACAACUUCAUUGAAUGAGUUCAGAUCUCAUACAAGAAAUUUCAGCCUGUGAAAUUGAGAUUCUUUUUCAGUGAGUGAUGGAGAUACACAUAUCACAAAAUAUUUUCUGUGACAAAUGAUAGAAGCAUCCAAUGACUAUCAUAGGAUUGGCUCCUCCAUUAAUAUUUUCCUGCAGAAGGAGCACAACACCAUGACUCCAAAAGUUCACCAAUCUAGGGUCACAGAAUACCAUGACCUAUGAUGAUUUGCAUAUUGACUUCACUUGGGAAGAGUGGACUUUGCUGGAUACUUCUCAGAAGAAUCUCUACAAAGAUGUUAUGCUGGAGACCUACAUGAACCUCAAUGAUAUAGGAUACAGUUGGGAAGACCAUACGAUUGAAGAACAUUGUCCACGUUCUAAAAGACAUGGCAGGCAUGAAAGAUCACAUACUGGAGAGAAACCCUAUGAAUGUAAUCAGUGUGGUAAAGCCUUUACUCGUUACAGUAGUCUUCAAAUACAUGAAAGAUCACAUACUGGAGAGAAACCCUAUGAAUGUAAUCAGUGUGGUAAAGCCUUUACUCGUUACAGUAGUCUUCAAAUACAUGAAAGAUCACAUACUGGAGAGAAACCCUAUGAGUGUAAUCAGUGUGGUAAAGCCUUUGCUCAGAAAAGUGCUCUUAAAGUGCAUAAAAGAACACAUUCUGGAGAGAAACCCUAUGAAUGUAAUUAUUGUGGUAAAGCCUUUGCUCAACACAGUACUCUUAAAAUGCACGAAAGAUCUCAUACUGGAGAGAAACCCUAUGAAUGUAAUCAGUGUGGUAAAGCCUUUGCUAGUUACAGUCUUCUUCGAACGCAUAUAAGAAUACAUACUGGAGAGAAACCCUAUGAGUGCAAUCAGUGUGGUAAAGCCUUUGCUCAGCACAGUUAUCUUCAAGUGCAUAAAAGAAUACAUUCUGGAGAGAAACCCUAUGAAUGUAAUCACUGUGGUAAAGCCUUUGUGUCCCAGAGACAUCUUCAAAUACAUGAAAGAUCACAUACUGGAGAGAAACCCUAUGAAUGUAAUCAGUGUGAUAAAGCCUUUGCUCAGCACAGUGCUCUUCAAGUACAUAAAAGAACACAUUCUGGAGAGAAACCCUAUGAAUGUAAUUAUUGUGGUAAAGCCUUUGCUCAACACAGUACUCUUAAAAUGCACAAAAGAUCUCAUACUGGAGAGAAACCUUAUGAAUGUAAUCAGUGUGGUAAAGCCUUUGCUAAGCAUAAUACUCUUCGAAUGCAUAAAAGAUCUCAUACUGGAGAGAAACCCUAUGAAUGUAAUUAUUGUGGUAAAGUCUUUGCUCACAACAAUACUCUUCAAAUGCAUAUAAGAACACAUACUGGAGAGAAACCCUAUGAAUGCAAUCAGUGUGGUAAAGCCUUUGCUCAGCACAGUGCUCUUCAAGUGCAUAAAAGAAUACAUUCUGGAGAGAAACCCUACGAAUGUAAUCACUGUGGUAAAGCCUUUGCUCGGCACUGUUCUCUUCAAGUGCAUAAAAGAACACAUUCUGGAGAGAAACCCUAUGAAUGUAAUCACUGUGGUAAAGCCUUUGCUCAGUACUGUUCUCUUCAAGUACAUAAAAGAAUACAUUCUGGAGAGAAACCCUAUGAAUGUAAUCACUGUGGUAAAGCCUUUUCUCAGCAUUGUUCUCUACAAGUGCAUAAAAGAACACAUUCUGGAGAGAAAUUAUAUGGAAAGGAUUUUGCAAGUCAGUUUUCUUUAAACCCAUAAAAGAACACUUACUGUCAUCAAAGCAGUUUAAGGUAACCAGUGGGGUAAAGCUUUUACUUAUAUUAGGAGUCUUUGAAACAUUAGAAAAAAAUCAUACUGCAUUGAAAGUAUAAAUAUAGUCAGUUUGCUUUAAUUUUGCACUUUAUAGAAGAGUAAACCUUUGUGGGGAAUCAAUCUGUUAAAGCCUUUAAAAGUUAUAAUCAUUUUUGGUGGGAUCUUUAGCCAUCACACUUCCAAUCAGUUAUACAACAGCAUUUUAUUUGUAGAAAAUAAUUGACAGUGUCAACCAUCUGUGCAAGCAUUAUGAUAUUCAUUUAAUAUUCAUCCUCCAGCACCCUCAUGGAAAAAAUGGAUAUAUGAACUUAUGAAUCCUUAUGUGUAGUGUAACAGGGCCAGCAAAGAAAGACACCCCGGCCCAGAAACCAGAUCCAGUGAAAGAAACAAACUUUGGCCCUAAAACUUGAGCCAAAGGAACACACCCUGAAACAAGACCAAAAUGGUUAAAAAGGGUCAGGGAAACAAAUACACUUUGGCCCUGAACCCAAAGGCAAAGAAACAAACUCAAUUCUGACCAGCUGAGGAAAAAUUCAACUAAUACCCGAGCUCAAAACCAACCAAUCCACAAGCAGGAAUCCAGCCAAUCUCAAUAUUUUUCACUCUCAGGGUUUGAAAUUUUAUCAAAUAGCAUUCUGAAAAAUGUUCUGUGUAAAAAAACUAUGCCCCUAAGAAGACAUAUAUAAACCAUAUGCUUGUUCAGGUGGCAGAUGGCAUUUUCCACACUGGUAGUAGCUGAUAACUUUCCUGGAUUGCUCCUUCUCAAAUAAUUCUGUUCAAUGAGUUUCAGUGAAGAACUUCUUUUGCCAGAGUGGAUAUGAAACGCCCUAGAAGUAACAUACACCUUUGCUGGAAAACUCCCUUGAAACAGCAGAGUAGAAGAAAAAACUUUUCACUGGUGAUGUAGCAGCCUGCUACAUUUCUGGAGCAUUUUCCCCCAAGUUGGGUGAAACAGAGCAGUGACAAUUUGGCCUGCAUCAAAGAAGAAAUAUUUAGCAUUGCUUGGCACCUCCCUUGUGGAGAAGAGAAGAUAAGCAAUGGACACUUCUGGUAAAUUUUCUUAGCAGGGUGGAGCAAAUUCAGUUGUCAUGAUCUCUCUCUGAGAGACAGGAGUGCUACAUACUGACCGGAGACCAUCCCCCACUGGAACACAACUUCAUGUAUAGCCUGACUUCCUGACUCUCAGAAGCUGAGAAGAAUGCUGCUGCCAUCAAUCAGUGGCAUUCCUGGGCUAGAUAACAAAAAAACAACAAGAAAAUCACAUUUGAUGCCCCAUAUUUUGUUCCAAAUUUCUUCUGUUUCUCUGUUUAAAUUCUCUAACCAAAAGCAAGUCAGGUAGUGAACAAGUUUAUUUGGUUGAUAUCCCUAUGUCACUGUCCAUCUUUGUGGGAACUUAGAUUAGACAAUCAAGCUAAUAAAGGUAAAACAUGAGGAAACAUUGCUUCCAAGGUAUCUCUCUUGCUUUCUAACUCUCUAGUGCUAAGCUUGCUGUCUUAUGCAGCCCAGGCCUACUUGUUUAGAGAUAUGGCCAACUCAAAGGAAGAGACUUCAAACAUCAAUCAUAAAUCAACACAAACUGUCUCAGACACAGAAGUCAGAUAUUCUGAUUUAGGUACACCCUCAGUGUUCCAUUACAUAUCUCUAAGCUAUUUCAUAUUUGUAGGGAAAAGGAUCUAACCAAGGAAAAAUACCCUUGCCCUAAAACUAGAGCCAUAAAGCCAAAAAGACCAGUAAAGGGCUUUAUAAGAGGGCCUUUGUAAGGAGAUCUAGGAAUUGAGAUGGGAUUUCCUACUUUUCCUGGAUGACCCUUUGGACCUUUUCAUAAUUUACUGCUUUAAGAGCAGCCUUGUGGAGACCAACCAUAAGGCAAGUUAAAAAUCGCUUUCUAGCUAGGAUGCCCCCUGAGGUAUUGUAAUUCCACUCAGGCUACUGGUCAGGGACUGUUAUAGCCCCAACUGGGUAGGUAUCAUCGGUUUGGUGGACUUCAUCUGCAUAGGCCCUAGCCUGUUCCCAGACUCUCUCUCAUUCCUCUGGGGGGAGAUUGUUGGUAAGAAUCAUAUAAACAUCACGGAAAGUAAGAUUGUAUGACUGGGUAAUAUAGUGGAAUUCUUUGAUAAAGGUGGAAUGAUUAGCACUAUAGGAUCCCAAUCUUUUCUCUAUUUGGGAGAGUCCAGCUAAUGAGAAGGGGACAUGAACUUUGACUAAGCCAUCCACCCUGGCAACUUCCCACAAGUGGAGAACUGUAAUUGAUAUAUGUUGGAGAAUUAAAGGGGGUGUUCUCUUUGUGGAGCAGGAACGAGUAGGAGGAGGACUAGGGGCUGUUGGUGGUGUGCUGACGGUGAGUGCUAGGGAAAGCUGACUUGGGUGGCUUGUUACUGAGGGAGAGGAGGAAAUUGGAGGGCCAGCGCAAGAUGGGAAGCUGAGGGAACUUUUCAAGAGGGAGAGGGCUCAUCGGCUGGAUCAAAAGUAGUGCAGGGAUCGCCCUGUUUAUACUUCCUAGCCAGAAGGAAUUGAGUGGGAGAACAGGAGGAGCAGAGAGAAGGCUUUGAGUGGAGUAGAGAGAAAUCCUGGAAAUAGAAAAUCUCUUUCCAUUUUUCCAAUUGCUCACAGUAGUUGUAAAAGUCUCAAAUAAUUUUGGGAUCUUGGGUGUCGUUACGUGGCCAUUUGGACUGAUUAUCUAAGUGGUAUUUACACCAAAUUCGAUUGCAAGAGCAAAUAAAUUUAGGUCUCUUCAGUUCAGGUUUCAGGUUUAGAGGCUGGAGGUUUUCUAAGAGGCACCCCAAGGGGGAAUGGGAGGGUAUGGAUGAUGCUGUUCCCAUGGAUGAGAAGGGAAAAUUCACUGCAACCUGAAGUCAACAGCUUCCCCAGGACUCAGAGAGGACCUAGGAAGUAGGACCAAGCCAUUCGGAGGGUUGUCACCCAACUCAAUGGCAGUCAGGCUCUGGCCCUGGUACCGGGGCUUUCGUAGAGGUCCGAAGGCCAUAUACACCUCCCUGAUCAAGAGAAUUUCAGUAAGAAGACACUGUACGACUUUGUACUAUGUAAAAUAUUAGCCAGUGAGUACUGUUUCACAAACUUUGAGCUGACUAAACUGUCAACCAGCAUCGCCCACAUCUGGAUAGGAGAGUUCUCUAAUGGGAAAUUGAAUACUUAGUAGUAUUGUGCCCAAAUUCUCAACCCCAGAAUCAACAAGAGGCCCAUUUUGAUGCAAAAGCAAUGAGUCUUUUAUUGCAAUUGUUUAACAGGAUAAUCCUAUUAGCUCAUGACUUUCAUCCAUCCACCACAGCAGAUGGCUAGGGAAAGACCCCAAGAUACCACCGGAGAGUGAUCAUAUAGGGCAGCGUAAGGGGAGUGUCUAGGGGUACACACAGGCUCAGGACUGGUGUGCUUCCAGGCUUGGAGGACUUGCCCUGUGUUAAUUAGUCAACUGGUUGUUAUGGCCCAUAGGCCCUCCCAGGGUGGUUGCUAUGCUCUGCUGUGCACUUGUAUGUAAAGCACACCCAGAGCCAUGAAGUAUAGCCCCACUAGCUAUUUCUGAUUGGUUCCUUGCCAGGAGGUGGACAUCUGAACUCCUAGUAACCAUGGCAAAGUCAGGCAAGCAUGUGUUAGACUGUUAUGGCUGCCAAAAUGGAAGUUGGUUCCUUCAGUAUUUCAAGCAAUCAUCCAUGAAAUAUAUACCCAUCAAUUCUCUGUUUUUUCAUUUACAUGGAAAGAAUUAAUGCAUGCAGGAAAUUGUAAAUAGAGAAAGUAAUUCGCCAUGCCGCAUCAGUCCUUCAUAAUGUAGACCCCUGCAUCUCAGGGCCUCCAAUUUCAGACUGUGAUCUUGCUACCAUCUCUUUUAUUUCCCCUGAAGUGUACACAGUGCACUGUUUCCUCCUCUUCUGGUCUGAAGGGAAAAACCAUGCUUCAAUCACAGUUCUUUUCCCUGUUCUGCAAUGGACAACCCACUAUGUGACUCAAACUAGUCAUUUUAACACUCUGUAGUGCUGCAGAUUUUUAAUCCAAUAUUUAGGGUUUAUCAGGAUAACAAGAGCAAUGCCCUGUGGAGCUACAGACAGGGUUCAAGUUCACUCAAUCAUUAUAGGAGACCUUGUCACAAAACUUCUUUUCAAAAGACUGGAGAUGCAGCACUUCUAGAAUCAGUAUAUCUUUAUGGCACACCAGGACUUAAUGGUUGGUUGUAACCCUGUAAUGGUCCCUUGAGUAGCAUUUAUAGGUCUGCUGUUUUAAUGGAGGGAUAGACAUUUCUGCUGUUUUUAAAUUGAGGUUGUCUCCUUUGUUGCUGGAAUGUAGCUGGUUAAACCCCAGGAAGAAAAAAAAAACAAUUACUUCUAAUCAUACUGUAUUCUAAUAGUCAUGGUUAGCACACUAAUUGUCUUGGGAGUGUUUGGGAUACAGUCCUCCAUUACCUAAAUUCUAUUUUUUUGGCUUAAUGUCUCCUAAGAACUGGUAAAUCUCUAUAUUAAUGUCGCAGUUUACAGUGGAAUGCUCCUCUACACAGGAAAUAUUGUCUAUAAGCUCCACAUAAUUAACUCCAAUUGUAUUCAAAACAUAAACCUUAAACUUUCAAAGUGAAGAAUUUUUAGAAGAUACUAAAGGGACCAGGGCUUUCUGAGUUUGACAAAUCUGUAUCUCAUAGAAACAUCACAAGCACUAAGGGCCCCUGCAUUUGACAAUGAUGUCAACAAGAAUAUUUCAAAUCCCAGUCCCAAUCCUAAUGCUCUUCACAGGCACACCCAGCCAAGUGAAUAUACUCAGAUUCUGCCACCUGGCCCAAAGAAUUGCAAAGAUGAUGCAGGACCCUUAGGAUCACACAGAAGUAACCUCAAGCAUGCAUGACCAUUAGGAAUAUACAGGAUACUACAAGACCAGGCAGGAACAUGGUAAACUCUGUGUCUAGCCUCUUACUCCCACCCAGCCAUGGGAGGACACUCCACAUUGGUUCCCAGGGCUCGACUGGGCAAUUCUCCCAGUCUGGGGAUAGUAGCCCCAAGCUCUCCAUGCCAUGUCUUCCCAGCUUCUCUAAGCUCAGUUCCCUGCAGCAGCACACACAGCACAGCACACAAGACCACCAUAACUGUUUCUCUGCAAAGCCAAGCCUGGAGAUAGCAGCAGGAAAGACCAAGCACAACUUCUGACUGGCAGAUAACCUGGAGCGCCUGAUUGCCUAAAACAGGGGUAUUCUGUGCAGCCAUAAAACUCAUUCUGUAGAUCAUGCACUCUACCAUCUCGUUCAUGUAAAGAAUCUUAAAUAAAGCAGCUGUGGUUUUUUCCCCCUGCCGAUGGAGGAAGAUGUGCUGUCUAACAAUAGAGCUCAUUACCACAUUCUUUAUCCACUAAGCUCCUUUAUCCACUAAGUAUUCAAAUUUCCAUGAACACUCCUCUUUUUAUUAUUAUUCAUUUGCUUAGAGUUUGUCCUCAAUUUCAGGAAUAACCUGAAAGCAAUGGAGCCAUCUUGCAGCCUUCUGAAGGGAGGAAGACCUAUUUUUGUUUGAGAUCUGGUUCUUUCUUUUCUUUCCUGGUUGUCUGAAGUCCCUGGGACAACUAGCAUGAAACCACAGAACAAUUAUCUCUGUUUCUGUCCUUAAAUCUCUCUUUCAUUUUGAAUAUUCUGGCCACUCUUCCACCUGUGGGACAGGGAAUCACUCCACCCACCCAGUAUGGUGGGCUGUACAAGCUAGCUAGUCAUGUUAUUGUUAUGAGGAAAGCGUCAUUCUAGCCACUGGCUUCCAUAUACCCAAAUAGUCUGUAAUGUUAUGGUGGAAGUUCCACCCAAGCUCCUUUCCUCCAUCUCCCACCAAAACCUGCUGAAUCUCAGAAAGGAAAAUAAUGACACUUCCCACGGAGAUGCUCAUGAACAUUCCCCUGGGGUACUUAAACAGUCACCCAGAAACCAGACUGGUGGAUUUUUAUGUCUCCCAUUCCCAUUUCCUCUCUGGGGUGCUUCAAUGCCAUCCAUCAGUGCCGUAUCCAUUAAACGUGAGCUUUUUCCUUUUUUUCCGUUUAAAUAAAUAUAUUUCUUGUAACUUU
Cricetulus griseus (Chinese hamster) is the source of this 8158-nucleotide messenger RNA. The record is from RefSeq and is a predicted model, not a curated record. NCBI's taxonomy places the organism in Eukaryota, Metazoa, Chordata, Mammalia, Rodentia, Cricetidae.